GUAGCCCUUCAAUUGAAAUCCUCAGUACAGUCGUACCGUAGCUUCCACACUUCUUGAUGUUUCCGACAAACAUGGAGCACUAGCUAGCCAACUCGCGAGGUAUCUUCAUCGUGUGUCUUGGUUUCCGUCGGCAUUGUGUUCGAAAUGAGACCCCACUUGAAUGGUAAAGCUGGUGAAGGUCACAUAUCCACCUUGCUGGUCUUCGGGAGACGCUGCGAAGACACCGGCCCAAAGUGUGCCAUCUGUGGGAGCCCCAUCUUCCAACGUAGGAUCCUGCUUGGCAAAAGAUGAGAAGCCACCGCUUGACUUGGCCAAAUGAGCAAUUCGAAUGAACUGCCACUCGAAUGAACCUGAAGGAGUUGGCAUUUUGGCUUCCACCACAAAGCUGUCUCCACGGCAAUGAACCCGAAUCUGACAGUGCACAGUAACCACCGUCGCACCGCUACCCUUCAAACUCUCAUCGCCUUGAUCAACUGUAUAAUUGGACCAAGCUUGGGUGGACCAAUCACUAAACACAUUCGUGACAACACAGGACAGCCGAGGUCGGUUAUCUACAACUUCAAUGCCUGUCUUGAGCCAGUGCUCAGGACCAAGCCGAAUCAUGAUACCAGCUUGAUCAAAUUGUCGGACAGCAGUGAGUUGGAGAGUUGUUUCAACUGUAUAGUAUUUGUCAUCAGUCAGGGUAGCAUAAAGAAAGGGUCCAUCAUCCUUGAUCAAGACGGGUUCAUAGUAAGUUUUUCGCCAGUUAUCCUUCUUGGCAGGGGGUGCCAUAAUCAGCGAUUUGGACGCAUCAUCGACUGACCAAGAUCCGCCUCUGCCCUCCCGUCUCCCUUCAAUAGGAUUCCAAGAAUCGGGAGCACAAUACCAACGUAGGAUCUGACCAAUGUCACUGGUAAGAAAUCCAUCAACAAUUGCAGCGGUACUGGUACCAUGCUUCGUUCCGUAAAGUGUUGUUGUAUCCGUAUUCUGCAAAGGAGAUCUAAGGAGAACCGAAGGGGAAGCACUUUUGCGGCCAUUGCAGACCGCAACAGUUGCAGACAUAAACAAGAAGAGCCCAAUCAAGACGAGCGUUUUGUUCUUGAUCAACUCCAGAAGCUUUUCGUUGGAAUCGCGGGAUGUACUCCCACAACUGGGUUUACUAUCAUCACGCCGGUUCCGGUUUCCAUUGGCCGACGGAUCGACGACGGUUCCAUAGGAGGAGUCGGCAUUAGAUCCGUUUGGUAGCAUCAUUUCAGCUGCCAAUAGGUACCAGUAAAUGGUUAACAAUCUUUCUUUGGUUUUGGGGGUUUGCGGUUGUCUUGGAAGAACAUGAUGUUGUGGGGUUACUUGAAGCUGUGCGGUACCGAUGUAGGAUAAUCGAAUCGAAUCGUGGAUGCCCCAACAUCGAACAAGAAUCGAAUGCAACCAGGUCGUGGGUUGGAGCCUGGAUCUUUCACGCAUCCCGACAAGAGGUACCGUGGUACCUGGUACCGAUAGUCCAGGCUUAGGCUAGAUACGAGACUGUUACGGUAGUCCCUUUUAGCAUUGUAUUAUUUGCGCUACGCACGCGGUGGAUGCGGACGAUGGCUAUAUGGUGCUGGUGCUCAAAAGGGAGGCACUGGCCUGACUAGUAAAUUGAAUCUCUAGGUAUGACCCUUGCUAGCUACCCAGCGAUAGGUACAGUUUUUCAGCUCAACUGAGAUGGUAUCUAAGACCCCUUACUUGUACGUGACAUAAAUACAUGUAUACCAACUACAAGUUACCUCACAGUAUUGGAAUCGCUGAGUUGGGUGAAACAAUCCUGGACAAAAAGUGCCUGUGUUGCUUCCUUUGUUCCCUGUCUGGUACGGUACUGAAGUUGAUUCUCCUUACUCGAUGUCAGUUAUUAAAAUGCUUUAUAGCAGGUUUUUGUACAUGCAGCAGCUUCUGAACCCUCGAUCAAUUUGUGGAGUGGAGCUGCAGGUUGGUGAUGCUAGCUAGUUAGAUCUACUAGCUAUCGGUAGCUCGCUUUUUGCAAAGAAGAUCCUCUCGUCGUCGUUCGACUCUUGGGAGCACCCCGGACACACGCAAGUCGAAUAACCGUUGUUUUCUUGCGCCCACACGAUCAAAUCCAACACAAUUCUUCCAACGGUCACGAAAGCAAAGCUACGUUCCUCAACGCACAAGGAGUUGUUAGGAGUUGUACUCAGCCUGUUAUUGCAGAGCAUGACCUGUUCUGCCAAACGAAGAAGAACGUUCGAGCCGCACCUGUCACACGAUCAUACCCAGAAAACUGGAUCUGAAUAGCCCAAUAGUCUAUGCCGGACACGAAGGCUGCCUGAACCGGGAUCGUUUUGCUGAGGCAGCACGAAAGGCAGCAGCGGCUGGCCGUCAGGCAUAGCAGCAAGGCAAGAUUGCGUUGGUGUGUUUCAUUUCUCGAAGCAGCCACAACAACAAACAACGGUCAAAACAGUAGUGUUUGACCUCUCAUUCAUUGCAACCUCAUUUCCUAGUUUAGUGCUACCAGUACCCGUAGCCACUCUUAUCAUCAUGACCAACUCUGGUCGACCAACGUUUCAGCCUUUCAAGCCAAUAGUUCCUGCAAAGCGUCGGUCCGUUAGAGGCGGUCUUCGAGGCACCUCACGAUCGAAAGUCUUCAUUACCAAUCUAUCGGCUGUUCAAGAAGACCCCAAUUCUCCAGACACAACACAAGACCGUUCAGAGACCAAGGAGUCUCUGCCGUCGUUCGACGCGUCCUUCGCAACGGUCAGCAACAGCCAGCACAACAACAUGAGCAGUCAGGGCAAUGUGAGACAUCCUACUUCAACUUCCUUUCCUUAUCCACCGGCGGAAGCUGCAGCUCAGUCGCUCUUCCCGCAUCAAACUCACCAACCUCAUCAGAUGCCAAACUUUUCAACGCCAUCUCGAUUCCCUCAAGGACCGCCAUUCUUUCGGGGGCCUUCUAGGGAUCAUGGGAACCAAAGGAUGGCAUUUCGAGUGGCCCCAAGAGGUUACCCCCAUACCCCCACCAGAAGACCUCUCAUACACCCAACUCAUGGGAUGCCUGGUGGGAUGCCGGGACCACAUGGUCCUUAUCCAAUGCCGGGCUGGCCUGCAUUCCGUGGCCCCCCUCCUGGACCUGUCUCGCAGUGGAAGGCUCAACCCGCCGGUUACCAGCCCCCGAAUAACACCAGUGGUAGUAUGGCGAAGGGGGCGAGUUCUUCUGUAGCAUCGGAACCUCCAACCUGUGAAAGCAGCAAGAAAGCAGCUCGUCUGUUACUGGAUACAGCGUUGGACAUCGUGACGACUUGUAGCGUGGAAUCGCAGGACGACAAACCCAACAGAAAAUCAACAGACGCAGAAACAAUGAAACCACCCCCCACGCCACUAACCCCAAUUCGUAAGAUUGUUUGUCAUGACCUGGAGGGGAAGAAACUGGUCCAAGCUGUGUCGGCAUCUCCUUCUAGUGUGCACUCCGGAAAACAACCGGAAGUGUCGCGACAGGUGGAAGAAGAAGAAUACAAUGGAAAGUCACAGAUACCCGACUCGCCUGGUCAAGCCUUUCUGUCCUUUAUUGAUGACAUGAGCGAGUCGAAUGGCGGACUCACCAUGGAUGAGAAUUCCAUUGCACGUCAACUUGGGAGCAUUGACAAUUUCAACUUUCUUCCGUACCUCGAGGAGGAUUCUGGGCAAAAGACCUGCUCCCCACCUAUGAUACCUUUCUUGUCCAAAUCCCCGCAGCUAUCAUGGGAAAUGACAGAAGAGGACAGCGCAGCAGCAUUCAAUGCAAGCUCCCAUGUUGGCAAUGUUCAGGAACCGGCCAAACAAGACCUGCAACAUCAGCCAAAACCAUCGGAUCCUCUUACACGAGCGAAUCUUUCAUUUGAAAGGACCGCCUCUUCUGCUGCCCAGUCGGUGUUCCGUCGUGGUGGCACACCAGCUAGACUGGGCGGCAACGGAGAUGACUCCGACAGGGCGAGAUUGGAGCCAGAAGGAGACAUUGGAAGGGUCCAACGGUCAUGGUCGGAUCAGUCCAGUCUCGGCUACGAGAGAGAAGCAGCUCGCCAGAUGUCAAGAGAUGAUAUGGACUCGAAGGCAGAUGAGUCAGAGACAACAAGCGCUAGGGAAGCGCCCCAGAUGCCAUCUUUGCCCCACAGACAAAUUCCUCCCCCACCUUUCCCCGGAGGGAAUUUCCAAAGAUUGCCACAAUCUACUCAAAUACAGCCUCGUCCUGCAACCAGUGCCUUUGCCAGGCCUCCUCCUUCCUUUGCAAUGCCGCAUUCGAGCGGCUCUGGGGCGGGUUCGAACGCCGCCAAGCCAUCUUACGUCCCAGGCAUUGAGACAUCAAGAUCGUUUCCUUCUCAUCAAAUGUAUCCCAUUCGCCCUCCUCAAAAUUCCAAGGAAAGGUGCAUUCCUUUGACAAACCCGGUGCCGACAGUGCAUUUUGGCUCGUCCCCUGGCCAGGCAAAUGACCAGACCCUCCCCGAGUUUUCGGAACUAGUCAACUUUCCAAACAACCUCCGUCAGACGAGAUCUCUCCCUGUUGGCAUGAGGUGCUGUGUUAUGUGUGGUGGCAUUCGCCCCACCUGCUCGCGGAUUCGAAGCAGAAAGAAUAAGGGUCUGUCACCAAGCCGCGAGAUGAGUGCCAUGUCGUGUGAUGACUUUGUCACCAUUCCGACCCAGAACAAGGGCCUGUGCACGAUCUGUGACAUUAGUGUGUGGGUUGUGAAAGAGUCGGGUUGCCAAAUCAAGUGGUGCAAGGGCUGCAAGAACUUUCGUCAGUGGGCUUCCUUUGGCGAGAAAGGGUUUGCCACCAAGUGUGCUCGUUGCCGUGAGCGCCAACGUGAAAAGUAUGCUUUGCUGAAAGACGCCAAGAUGCGUGGACAGAAUGGCAAUCAAAUGAAAGGUGCCCCCCGUAAAGGUGGGAGGUAGAUGCACUGAGUUGACAGUGGCAUGGAUGUGAUGAUGGAAAACCUUGAGAGUUAUGGCUGGCGCAGGACUGUUACUUCAAGACUACAUACGGUAAAUGGAGGCCCAAGGUCAAAUAAUUGUUUCCCUGGGAAUUCUGGGGUUGUAGAUACUUUUCGAAAUGCCUUGCCAAAGAAGUAAGAGACAAACAUGCAUGUGUACAAACACCGUAUGGUAUUGGUACCUGGUACCGUUUAGUGGCCUCGAUCAUAUGGCUAUCAAGGAAGGCGGAAUCUGGCGGCUUGUAGCUAGGAGCUACCUAGUAGAGCUGGCUUGCAAGCAAACGAAGCGGGACUGCAGGAAUCCCUGAAUAACCGUCAGGGAUCUCCCCAAAGCCAUCUACAGCGAGAGCAACCA
Messenger RNA from Seminavis robusta, 5283 nucleotides. The record is from the annotation of a GenBank genome assembly. NCBI's taxonomy places the organism in Eukaryota, Bacillariophyta, Bacillariophyceae, Naviculales, Naviculaceae.